Molecule: messenger RNA, 1651 nt
Organism: Nematostella vectensis (starlet sea anemone)
Lineage: Eukaryota; Metazoa; Cnidaria; Anthozoa; Actiniaria; Edwardsiidae
Exons: 1
Coding region: 256-1260 (334 amino acids)
Source: RefSeq, a predicted model, not a curated record
AAAGUGCUGAAGUCAAAAUAUAAGCCAUGCUACGAUAAAUUUUUAUCCGUGCAUCGAGGCUAAAGAAGAUAGGAAAUGAGCUCCGUAUAAGGAGGAAAUUCUAAGUUUAUAUUUAUUGAGUAAGAUUAGUUAAGUAAGGUCAUUUUCAGGAAUGGUUCUAAAAUAGGUAACGCGACGGCUAAGAUGUCACUCAACACAGGGGGACCUUAAAUAUGCAAGUGCCUGCGGUUUCGUUAGUGACUCGUAGACAUUGUGAUGCAUCGUCGAACUGGGAGCUCUAGGAAGGAAUACGGUGAUAAAGUAGCCAUGUACGGGAUAUCUGCCAAAAACCGCGAGUACCUAGCGUCUAUGGCUAACGAUAUGAGGUUUUCAGAGCCUAUAGACCAGGGCUCCAAUCUGCACAUGGCGCUAAAGCUAUUAAAAGCCGAGAAUUCAAACCUGGAGAAGAUUAUUAUCAUUCUCAAGACCGAAAAUCAGACCCUCCAGAGGAAAAUGAAGGAACUUGAAUACCAAAAUGAUCGAUUUAAAGUAACCCAGAACCAGCUUAAGACUGAGUUAAAAAGAGAAAAGGAUAUGGUGAAGUAUUUACACGGGCUCGCUAAGAAACACGAGAGAACGAUACAGAAGAAAGAUGCGGAGAGCAGGCUACUGCGGCGAGAGGUCCGAGAAGCAGAGACCAAACCAUCCGACGAGCCGCCUCCGCUGCCAGAGAGAACAGACCGAUUAGAGAGAAUCGCGCGAGAGAAAACGCUUACGUUGGAUAACUUAGAUUCUAUAGACGCUAGAGAUAGAGCCAAAGAAAAGGAGAGAAUACCACUAACUCCUGCUACUCCUAGUACACCUUCUACCCCUAGCCCUACAAGCGAAACUCCUCGGCCUCGACCACAACCACCGAAGCGUUCGGACUCAUUCAACAUCAAACGAAAUAGGCCCUUUAUAAUUCCGCGUGGGGAUAACUCCCGAGCGAGUUCGUAUAAUUCUGAUUCGGCUGUUAGCGGGAUUACAAUACGCGCUGUAAAUACGGAGGCCUCGACGAUCUCGAAGCAUAAGGUAUCACUCACAAAGCCGGCGACCGAGGCUCGAGGACCACACUCAGCCACGGAUAACGACUCAACAGAGUGGGACGGAGAUAUGAACGAUGUUUUAGGAUUUUUGAACGAGAAAGUAAACCAGUUUGAACGCCUUUUAGUGGAAACUGGAGGGAGUUCUAAUUCAGGGUCGGAAUAUUCCUCUAGUGACACUAUCGGACCGGGAAAAUAAUAUGCCGGUCCAUAUACUUGGAAUUUGCACGGUAUGAUCAUAUCGUAAACCUGUAUACACAGUCGAUUAUUUAUAUUUUGAGGGCGGUAAGUUAUUAACGUGUCUGUUAGUGAAUAACCUCUACUGUUUCAUCUUAGGAAAACAUAUUUGCUGCUAAGAACAACAUAACGUAUUCAGUUAGUGUUUGAUAAAGUUUUUAUGACGUUUGGAAGGUACACAUUUGAAAAUUGUUUCACCUCUAGUUGCCGCUUGUACGCUUGAGUGAUGGUCCUUAUAGUAAACUUCAGUUCAAAGGCCGACCCUAUUGACAAUGUACCUUUGCAUUAUGUGCUAGUCUAACUAAAACUAUAGUACUACUAAACAUGGCUAUAAUAAAUGUAUUUCUAUGUAA